This is a messenger RNA of Pogoniulus pusillus (Red-fronted tinkerbird), 1053 nucleotides long. It is a transcript of the gene GNAT1, whose product is annotated as G protein subunit alpha transducin 1. Lineage: Eukaryota; Metazoa; Chordata; Aves; Piciformes; Lybiidae. Gene Ontology annotation, biological process: adenylate cyclase-modulating G protein-coupled receptor signaling pathway. Gene Ontology annotation, molecular function: G protein-coupled receptor binding; G-protein beta/gamma-subunit complex binding; GTP binding. Bases 1 to 1053 code for a protein of 350 amino acids. The record is from RefSeq and is a predicted model, not a curated record. The transcript has 8 exons. Gene Ontology annotation, cellular component: heterotrimeric G-protein complex.
AUGGGUGCUGGGGCCAGCGCCGAGGAGAAGCACUCCCGUGAGCUGGAGAAGAAGCUCAAGGAGGAUGCUGAAAAGGAUGCCAGGACCGUCAAGCUGCUGCUGCUGGGAGCAGGAGAGUCGGGGAAGAGUACUAUUGUCAAGCAAAUGAAGAUCAUCCACCAGGACGGUUACUCAUUGGAGGAAUGCCUGGAGUUCAUUGCCAUCAUCUACAGCAACACACUCCAGUCCAUGCUGGCCAUCGUGCGGGCCAUGGCCACUCUCAGUAUCCAGUAUGGAGACUCAGCUCGCCAGGAUGAUGCCCGCAAGCUGCUGCACCUCUCAGACACUAUAGAGGAGGGCACCAUGCCCAAGGAGAUGUCAGACAUCAUUGGGCGGCUCUGGAAGGACACAGGGAUCCAAGCCUGCUUCGACCGUGCCUCUGAGUACCAGCUCAAUGACUCAGCUGGCUACUACCUGUCAGACCUGGAGCGCCUGGUGACCCCUGGCUACGUCCCCACGGAGCAGGAUGUGCUGCGCUCCCGUGUCAAGACCACCGGCAUCAUCGAGACCCAGUUCUCUUUCAAAGAUCUCAACUUCAGGAUGUUUGAUGUGGGUGGGCAGCGCUCAGAGAGGAAGAAGUGGAUUCACUGCUUUGAGGGAGUGACUUGCAUCAUCUUCAUCGCGGCCCUCAGUGCCUAUGACAUGGUCCUGGUGGAAGACGACGAAGUGAACCGCAUGCACGAGAGCCUGCACCUCUUCAACAGCAUCUGCAACCACCGCUACUUCGCCACCACCUCCAUCGUCCUCUUCCUCAACAAGAAGGACGUCUUCCUGGAGAAGAUCAAGAAGGCACAUCUCAGCAUCUGCUUUCCCGACUACGAUGGUCCCAACACCUACGAUGACGCCGGCAACUACAUCAAGCUGCAGUUCCUGGAGCUGAACAUGCGUCGAGACGUGAAGGAGAUUUACUCCCACAUGACCUGCGCCACUGAUACCGAGAACGUCAAGUUCGUCUUCGACGCCGUCACCGACAUCAUCAUCAAGGAGAACCUCAAGGACUGCGGGCUCUUCUGA